ACUUUCAUAUAAACCUUGGCUUCAAACCACAAACUGCAAUGUUCUCUACACGCUGUCCAUUCCCAACAAACACUUUUACUCAAUCACAAGAUUCCUAAGACCCCCUUUACAUAACUCCAAAGUACACCUUCAAAUUCUUAUAACAAAAUUCAUAUUCCUGUGCAAACACUAUGACCAAGAUCUCUGUAUUGCUCCUAUGUCUCUUCUUCUUCUCAGCUUCAGGGCUUGUGAAUGGUUCUUCCAAGCAUCAAAAGAUUGGGGUUUUUGAGCUCAAGAAAGGUGACCUUUCUUUGAAGGUUACCAAUUGGGGUGCAACAAUUUUGUCUCUCACCCUUCCUGAUAAGAAUGGAAAGUUGGGUGAUGUUAUUCUUGGAUAUAAGUCAAUCAAGGAUUACACUAAUGGUACAACUUACUUUGGUGCUACUGUUGGGCGAGUUGCAAACAGAAUUGGAGGAGCUCAGUUUACUCUAAACGGAGUCCAUUACAAAUUAGUUGCUAAUGAAGGAAACAAUACACUUCAUGGUGGAACCAGAGGAUUCAGUGAUGUUCUUUGGAAAGUGGAAAGCUACAAAAGAGAUGCCAAGAACCCAAGUAUUACCUUCAGUUACUAUAGUUUUGAUGGUGAAGAAGGAUUCCCUGGUGAUCUCAUAGUUACUGUGAGCUACAUUCUAAGUAGGAAAAACCAUUUGGCCAUAGUGAUGAAAGCAAAAGCAUUAAACAAAGCUACCCCAGUGAACUUAGCCAACCAUGCUUAUUGGAACCUAGGAGGUCAAAACAGUGGCAACAUUCUUGACGAGGUUGUCCAAAUCUUUGGUUCAAAGAUCACAGUUGUUGAUAGCAAACUCAUUCCCACAGGAAAAUUUGCUUCAGUGAAAGGAACACCCUAUGAUUUUCUCAAGCCACAAGUUGUUGGAAGCAGGAUUAACAAGCUAGCUUCAACAAAAGGCUAUGACAUCAACUAUGUUCUUGAUAGUGAGAAGAAAAUCAAGCUAGCAGCAAUAGUUAAGGAUCAUAAAUCAGGCAGGGUGUUGGAACUUUACACAAAUGCCCCUGGUUUGCAGUUUUAUACCGGGAACUACCUUAGUAAUUUGAAGGGUAAAGGUGGAUAUGUGUAUCAAUCUCAUGCUGGAUUGUGUUUGGAGAGUCAAGCUUUUCCUGAUUCAGUGAAUCACCCAAAUUUCCCUUCAACUAUUGUCACCCCUCAAAAGCCUUACAAGCAUUUUAUGCUCUUUAAAUUUUCCACAUAUUAGGUGUACUAUGUUGAAUUUAGUACAUCAUGCUCUAAGGUAAUUUUGUUAUAAUUCAAAUUUAUACGAUUGAAUUACCUUAGUGCAUAAUGCAUUGAGUUUAAUCUAAUACAUCGUAGAUUUAAUAAAUUCGUGUAACAUGAUUUCACAUUUCAUCCAUAGUUCUUGUGGUUUGUUGCAAUAAAAAAUAAGAACGGUUUUUAUUA
Molecule: messenger RNA, 1453 nt
Organism: Arachis duranensis
Lineage: Eukaryota; Viridiplantae; Streptophyta; Magnoliopsida; Fabales; Fabaceae
Exons: 5
Coding region: 171-1250 (359 amino acids)
Biological process (GO): beta-D-galactose catabolic process via UDP-galactose, Leloir pathway; glucose metabolic process
Molecular function (GO): carbohydrate binding; aldose 1-epimerase activity
Source: RefSeq, a predicted model, not a curated record